AAAAAUGAAGGAAUUUUCAUGUUUUCGAUAAUAAGUUAAUUGCAAGUCAUAAGUCGAUGCAUAUGCAGCGAGGCUAUCUUGUAAUUUUAUUUAAUACAAUAAUUCCGAAGUGUUUUUUGCUCAAAUUACAAUUUUGAGGAAGGCCAAACAUUUUAAGCCAAAGUAAGAGUACUUGUUUAGGGCUAGGUAAAUUUAAAAAUAAAAUGCCAGUAUCUCAUCAAAACGCCCUCCGGGAAGACGGUAAAUCAAACCUGAAUGUUGGUGGAACUUCUAAUAAUAAUGACAUGUCAGACGGUAUGGCUUCAGGAACAACAUCAGCAGCUCUUGUAUAUAAACUCUGUAGUCAUAUAAUUGGUUUGUCAUCAGAUGUUUUAACACCAUCAUAUCAACUUGCCUUGAGAACACUUAGUUGCAUUUCAACAGCAGCUAUAGAAAGCGAUGAAUUUGAAGUCAGUGAGAAGAUCAAGAAAAGAUUGGUUAAAGAAAAAAAGGAAGAAGAUGCAGUGAGAUUUGCAGAACUUCAUCAGAAGCUUAAAGGCAGUAUUGUGCUGAAGAAUCGUUGGGCAGUUUUGUGUUUCCUGUAUAAUCUGACAGGUUUAAGUAACAAGUAUCAGACUAAGAAUGGGCCACAUGGGUUUUGUUUUGCCAAAUUCACAAUGACUUCACCAUUGCGAAAUGUGGGCUUUACUAACACCUCCAAAAGUUAUAGUAAUCAACAAUCACGAGCUGUUUCCACAGGUAAAAGUUUAUGUACAAGAACAGGUUCAGAGAAGAUGGUCUUUACCUCUCUUCCAUCAUCCUAUCAACUCACCCAUUCUGGUGGUUCUGUUGAUCAGGGCCAUGGUAACUUGACAGACAGUGGAAAUGGGAGUGUCUGUUCCAAUUCAAGCAGCAGUCGAGUUGCGCAUAUGGCAGCUUUAUUCUCAGAUAGAGAGAAGCUAGAAGGAAUUCUUGUGCCGGUAACAACAAAAAAAGUUAUAAGUUCACAAGUACAAAAACAAGGAUCUAGAACUUCAAAUGAACUGGGUGUUCCUUUGUUACCUGAAAGUAUUCUUCUGAGAGAAGUACUUUUUGCUUUCCAAGGCAUUGAUGGGAAGUUCAUAAAAAUGCAACCAGGAAAAGACAAAUUUCAUAUUGAUAGCAAGGCAGGAAUAUGUGGACAAGUAAGACGACAACUCUUAAGACUCACAGAAUUAGGUUGGAUGUACAACAAAGUUGACAAGUUCUGUGAAAGUCAGAGCUAUAAUAAAACUUUAGGUCUAGUAGGACAGAGCUUUGUGGCAGCCCUUCAGGAGGAACUAAGUGAAUACUACAGACUGCUAGCAGUUCUAGAAUCACAGCUGCAUAAUGAUGUGAGUACAGAAGGAACAUAUGUAAGUACUCGAUCUGGGUCUUUAACCCUUCACCAGUUAGUCGUGUGGACAUUAGACCCAUUUGUCAGGAUGAAACAGCUGGCUGCAUUAAUUGACUCUUGUCAUGGUCAAAAGGGAGGAGCCCUAGCCUCAACACUAUAUUCGUACCUACAUCAUGCUGACCCUAGUAUCCAUGGGCUAGUUAGACACGUGUUGUCAGUCGUUGUGCAACCUAUUUACAAAAUGCUGAGUCAUUGGAUUUUUAGUGGUGAACUAGAAGACAUGUAUCAUGAGUUCUUUGUAGCAGUGAACCCAUCUGUUCCCAACACAAGCCUGUGGCAUGAAAAAUAUAGCUUAAGAAAGACUAUGGUACCAUCUUUCCUUAGUCUGAGUCAAGCCAAAAAGGUGCUGUGUACAGGAAAAGCUAUCAACUUCCUUCGGAUGGUGUGCCAUGAUCACACUUCAGUCCGACCCAGGGAUGAACAAACUGUAAGAGCUGAUGCUUCAACAGUAGAGUCAUUGUUCAAUCAAGAUCAAGACAGUGACUUCCAGAGACUCUUAGAGGCCAUCUAUAAGGAAACUAGUUGUCAUGUUCUCAAGUCUAUGUUUGCUCACUACAAGUUCACUGAUCAUUUACUUGCUAUGAGAAGAUAUCUACUUUUAGGGCAAGGAGAUUUUAUUCGUCAUUUGAUGGAUCUUUUACAUGAGGAACUACCAAAAUCAGCCAACAUGCUCUACCUCCACAACCUAUCUGGUAUACUUGAAAGUGCUAUACGUGCCACAAAUGCUCAGUUUGACAGUCCUGACAUUCUUCAGCGUUUAGAUGUACGACUACUGGAGGCUUCUGUAGGAGACAGUGGGUGGGAUGUGUUCAGCUUGGAUUACCAUGUGGAUGGUCCUAUAGGCACUGUUUUUACUCCUCAGUGUAUGAAUGCUUAUCUUCGCCUUUUCAAUGCCCUAUGGAGGUCAAAACGAAUGGAAUACAUACUUUCUGGAAUGUGGCAGGCUCAAAUGACUUACUCUCGUCUCUUGAGAACUCUACCUGGGGUACUUCCUAUUUUGCACUACUGUCACUUCAUCCUCUCUGAGAUGGUUCAUUUUGUUCAACAAGUACAGUACUACAUUACUUUUGAGGUAAUGGAAUGUUCCUGGGCUGAGCUACAACAAAAAGUUGUAUCUGCAGAUGACUUGGAUCAGCUUAUUGCUGCCCAUGAAGCAUUUUUAGAUUGUAUAAUUACAAGGGCAUUAUUAGAUGAGCAAUCAAAGGAUGUAAUGACACAGUUAUGUGCUAUCUAUGAUUUAAUAAGCAAGUUUCAGGAUAUCCAGACUGAGUUCUGGCAGCAGGGUUUGGAUGAGAUUGCAGCUAAUAAAGCCUUAGAGUCUCAAGUUAAUGCAAAAACUGAAAUGGGAAAGUGGGGAGUUACAGAAGCAGAACUUGAAGUAAGAAGGCAAAAACAGCUUGAAUUUAAGAAGAAAACUGUACCUACAACCAAAGCACAGCUGUGUGUCUUAGCCAGUUCUUAUCAGGAUAUGGUACAGAAGUUUUUAUUGAUGAUUGCUGACCACACUGAUCCAAAUCUUCGCUUUCUCAGCUUCCGCUUGGACUUCAAUGAACAUUAUAAAAGCCGUAAUUCAAGACUCCAGACUUCAUUUACUUACCAGCAUAGACGACGAUAUGUUAAAUAGCUUUCUUUUUAGACUUUAUACACUACAAUGCAGAAUUAACAUAACGUUGAUCAAUGUUGUAUUCCUGGUGGCUUGCAAGAAACCAUUAUAGGAAUUAUUAUUACAUGUGCUUAUGUUUAAUUGGUUGCUUGAACUUUUAAAAAACUAUUCUUGUCUGAGAAUUACAUUCUGUUUCAUGUAUUAUCUCUCAUCUUCACUGCUGUCAGACUUAAACUGCAGUAUCAUUGAAAAUUCAGAAACUAUAAAAUUUUAUAUUUCUUUGAAAACGUAAUUUAACUCCAUGAAGUAUGUUAUUAAUAAUUUGAUCAAGUGGACAUUUUUUUGUGGUGUACUUGUAUUUUUUUAAUAUAUACGUUUGUAACUCUGCUGUUUUUACAUUCCACAUUAAUAAAGAAAUUCAAGUGUGAACAAUUUGCUAAACCUAUGCAUAAAAACUAAACUAAAAUACAGUUGUGAUUACCACAGUAAAAACAUGAGGGAUUUUGUUCUCUGUAUAUUCUGUUGGGAAUAAUGUUUUGAGAUAAUAUUGUCUUGCUGAACAUUUGAUGUUGUGAAUCAAGUGUGAACAAUUUGCUAAACCUAUGCAUAAAAACUAAACUAAAAUACAGUUGUGAUUACCACAGUAAACACAUGAGGGAUUUUGUUCUCUGUAUAUUCUGUUGGAGCACUGUAAUAAUGUUUUGAGAUAAUAUUGUCUUGCUGAACAUUUGCUGUUGUGAAUUGUUUAUCCAUUGUCUUCUCUUUUUAUAUUUAUCAGCUGUCAAGAAUUAAUUUGUGCUACAGUAUAUACCUGCUGAUAUUUUAAACAGCAGUUUAAUUACAUUCAGAAAAUCAAACUUUAAUGUCAGUAUACAGUUACAUAAAACAGGUGAAACUACUGGAAUGUUUUAAAUCAGUUAUAGCAAGGAUAAUUUUACAAUCACACAAAAUAGGCCAGUGGUGUGUUGCAUAUAAAGUUUUACAAUUACAUUUAAAAGUCAAUGGUGUGAUAUACCUUGAGAAGUUUAUUACAAUUAACUGAAAGAACCAUUGGUGUGUUAUAGCAAGGAGAGUGUUAUAAUUACCUUGGAAUGCUGUGACAUAUCGUAAUUCUGUAAUUUUGAUCAGUACAAAACAGUUUUACAUUGUUAAGUGUCAAUAGUGUCCAAUAAGUGAUAUUAGUGUUAUUUUUUAUAUUUAUGUUUAAAAUAUCUUCAUUAGUCCUGUUUUUGUGUA
Limulus polyphemus (Atlantic horseshoe crab) is the source of this 4253-nucleotide messenger RNA. RefSeq names its product gamma-tubulin complex component 3 homolog. Gene Ontology annotation, molecular function: gamma-tubulin binding; microtubule minus-end binding. Bases 204 to 3038 code for a protein of 944 amino acids. The record is from RefSeq and is a predicted model, not a curated record. Lineage: Eukaryota; Metazoa; Arthropoda; Merostomata; Xiphosura; Limulidae. The transcript has 23 exons. Gene Ontology annotation, cellular component: spindle pole; centrosome; gamma-tubulin small complex. Gene Ontology annotation, biological process: cytoplasmic microtubule organization; mitotic cell cycle; meiotic cell cycle.